AUGAAGCUUCAUAAGUGGGGGUCCAACAGCGCAGUCCUAAAGAAAAUGCUGGAGGACAACGUAUCCGAAGAGAGAGUCCUUGGACAGCUGACGGGAGUGGUGAAAGUGCUGGGUAUAACCUGGGAGUCGAACGAAGACAAACUGUCUUUCACAACAGAACAGGUGGUCGAGUUUACAAGCCAACGCAGAAACACCAAGCGAUUCGUGCUCCAGACCACGGCGCGACUCUACGACCCACUCGGUUUCCUCUCUCCUUUCGUGAACCGAGGCAAGAUUUUGUUUCAAGAGAUCUGGAAGCGGAACCUGCGUUGGGAUGAUACACUGCCGGGUGAACUGAUGGGAGACUGGGAGAGUUGGUGCGACGAGCUCACCAAACUGGGUCAGAUCAGCGUGCCCAGGUACUACGACAGCGGACUGAGCAACAUAAUCAUACACAGAGCGUUGCAUGUGUUCUCGGACGCCAGCUCUUCCGCCUACGGAUCGAUUAUUUUUCUGUGUUCAACUGACGACAGGGGAACGAAGAAGGCGACAAUAUUGCUCGCUAAGUGCCGCGUCGCCCCCCUGAAGGAAAUUUCCUUGGCGAGACUGGAGCUCAUGGCAAGCUUGAUCGGAUCGAGACUACUGAAGUACGUCAAGACAUGCCUCGAAAUCCAGGUGGACGAAGUUCACUUUUGGACGGACUCGAUGAUCACUUUGCACUGGAUAAGAGGAGAGGCCUCCAGAUGGAAAACGUUUGUCAAAGACCAAGUACUGGGGAUACAAGGAAACUCAGGGGACGCAAAGUGGCACCACUGCCCGGGUAAGGCAAAUCCCGCAGAUUUGAUGACCCGAGGGCUGAAAGCUGAUCGACUGCUUUCUGCUGCACUCUGGUGGACCGGACCAACUUGGUUACAGCUUCCAGCAACCGAAUGGCCCGAAGAAACUGUUGGGGUGCUUUCCCACGACAAGCUCGAGGAGAAAGCUUCGAAAGCUGUAGUCACGCUAGUGCCUGCAGACACAUCCGUGGAGUUCAUGGACAUUUCGAGAUUCAGUUCGGCUGCGAGACUGCACCGAACAACAGCCUGGGUGCUUCGGUUUGUCCAUAACCUUCGAUCACCAAUCAAAACUACUGGAUCGCUGAGCGCUGAGGAGAUCCAAGCAGCACAAACCGUUUGGAUAAAGAAGGCACAAAGCUCGACGUUUGCCUCCGAGAUUAGUUGUGCAGCUGGAAAAAAAGUAGCGCCGCCUGGUUCAGCCUUGCAAAAUUUCCAAACGUUCGUCGACCAAGAGGGAGUGCUCCGGAUCAAAGGCCAGCUGGCUAAAGUAAACAAAAAGCUAGACCUCCUACUCUCCAAGAAAGACACCGUCGACACCCUUCAUGAUUUACACCCAAAAGUCGACGCUCUGUUGUCAAUGAAACAGGUGGUAGACACUAUGCAAGACUCGUUGAAUGCGCUGCAGGAAUCCGUAAAUUUUGUCUCCGCUCAAUACGAUUCGCUCGUGACAACAGCGAAAUCCCAAGACCACACCAUCAAAGCCAUGCAACUAGAACUGAGCGCCCUGCGAUCUUCUACCGCGGAGCAGGCGCUCGAAAUACAUCGGCUGAAAUCAUACCAAAACGACAAGGAGCAAGUCGAUCGUCUUUCCAACAUGGAGAUACAUGGUAUUCCGUUGAAAACUCAGGAAAAUAUUCGCGAUAUCAUGUCAGACCUCGCGGAGAAAAUUGAAGUUGAGGAUUUUCAGGCUGUUCAUGUUAUGUCCGCCCAUCGCCUGCCUGCUAGGCCUGCUAGGCCGGCUGCUAUACCUCCUAUAAUGGAAACUAUUCUGGAUUGCCCGAACUAG
Ixodes scapularis (black-legged tick) is the source of this 1821-nucleotide messenger RNA. RefSeq lists its product as uncharacterized. The transcript has 3 exons. Bases 1 to 1821 code for a protein of 606 amino acids. The record is from RefSeq and is a predicted model, not a curated record. NCBI's taxonomy places the organism in Eukaryota, Metazoa, Arthropoda, Arachnida, Ixodida, Ixodidae.